AUGGCCGACAUAGUAGACGCAAACGAAUAUCUCAUUGAAUUCCUCGCGUCAGUUGACAAUUUACCCUCAGAGAUCAGACACCAUUCAUACGAACUAAAGAAUAAAGAAGACGAAAUAAGGGAAAUUCUCGAAAAUAUAAAAAUCAGAGAGAAGCGACUCUGGGCAGUGAUGGACGGCAUAAAAUCCGACGCAUACUUUAGCUCGUCUUCUUCAGACAAUAGCGGGAGCGAACGAGAUUCGGAUUACGAGCCUUGCUCGAGACGUCGACGAACUGCCAAGCGAGUAAAACGCACCCGAUUGUUUGCAGACGAAGACGAAGACGUUCUCGUGCAUAAUAUUCGAGCAGACUACCAAAGAGCCUCCCAAUUGCAAGACGAAAAGUUGGCUAUUGCGAGUAAAAUGUCCCAACUUGUUGAGCGACAUGUCAAAAGAAUGGAUGAAGACUUUGAUGCUCUUUAUCCACAACACAAUUUACGCGAUAAUAUCAUUCUGUCUUCGAGUCCAAACGGAAUCACUGAAGCCGUGGCCACAUUACACACAGUUGCAUUGCAGGAUGAGUCGCUCGAUUAUACAAGAGAGUGGAUGAGUACACAGAUAGUAGAAGGGGAACAAUUUUCUCUGCCGAUGCUGCCCAACCCGCGGAAUGUCGUAUCAGAUCGCCAAUUACGAGGAUGUGGGUACUUGUUCCAGAUGAGUGGUCGUCGUAAUGGUGUAAAUGGAAAUAGGCAGAGAAACACAAGAGCAUCAAUUCUGCCGACACCCCCUCCGAGUGCUACAAACGUAUUGACAAAUAUGGAUUCCCGGAGAAUAAGUUUUGGCGAGAUGAUUGCGUGCGACGGAGAACAUUGUCCGUAUGAGUGGUUUCAUCUUGUAUGCCUUGGCUUUACAGAAGUACCGAAAGGUAAAUGGUUCUGCUCGGUCUGCGCGUCUGACUCGGAUGCUGGAACAGGUCAGAUAAAGAGGAAGAGAGGAAGACCUGUUGGAUCAGGUAGGUUAAAUGGUGGAGAUCUUCUGAUGAGAGAGUUAACAACUGUACUGGGAGAAGGCUCGAUUAGAUAUCCGGUAUCGGUAAACGAUGGGCUGAGAGAGAAACAGAAUGGGAAUCACACAACUUCAUUAGAGACAAAAUUAAUUGUAAAACCAGGGGCUAAUGCGUCAAAUAACACAUCAUCUUCAUCUACCGGUGAUGCAGCUACAGUGUGUGUAUGA
Molecule: messenger RNA, 1209 nt
Organism: Paraglomus occultum
Lineage: Eukaryota; Fungi; Glomeromycota; Glomeromycetes; Paraglomerales; Paraglomeraceae
Source: the annotation of a GenBank genome assembly